AUGUCCUUUUGGUCCGGUUCGCACACUGCGGCCGACCAUUGCAACACUUCAAUGGACACUUACAAUCUUCCCCAGGCCCACGGCAUAGACAAGCAUCGAAUCGCCGAGCCAGGAAACAUGGCCAACUUCCUUUCCGAGGAGCUACAAGCACUGAAUGCACAUAGAUCACAAGGGAAAGGCAUGGAAGGCAAGGUCGGCGACCCGGACUAUGCGCUGCAGCUAUACAGAUGGGAGCUCGAAGAGGGCAUACAAAUCCUAAGGGACGGCAUAAUGGGAAGGAGCAACGCCGACGCCGUUCAGACUGACCGACACAUCUUGGCCGAGGGGUCUCAAGCGGAAGACGUCGCCAUACGCGACCGCUCGCUGGCGCAAAAACUGUCGGGGCAGGAGCAGUGCACAGCGGGCCUUGCGGACGGCGGCGACGUAGAGGAGCCGGCGAAGCUAGCAGCGUCAAACAACUCUAAAGAAGAGAGCUCGGCGGUGCUCGUUAAAAAGCUAAACGUUGGAACGGCCCAGUCAUCAGCGCAUAGGGGCGUGAGGAGGCGGACGGAAGGAACGGUCGACCAAGUAUGCGAGAUAUGCGGCGAGGAGCAGAAGUCCUUCGACGUGGCGCGGCUGUGA
Messenger RNA from Aplosporella prunicola CBS 121167, 621 nucleotides. RefSeq lists its product as uncharacterized. The record is from RefSeq and is a predicted model, not a curated record. NCBI's taxonomy places the organism in Eukaryota, Fungi, Ascomycota, Dothideomycetes, Botryosphaeriales, Aplosporellaceae. The transcript is spliced from 4 exons. The coding region runs from base 1 to 621 and encodes 206 amino acids.